This is a messenger RNA of Hyalella azteca, 1247 nucleotides long. RefSeq names its product beta-1,4-N-acetylgalactosaminyltransferase bre-4. Bases 19 to 1209 code for a protein of 396 amino acids. Gene Ontology annotation, biological process: glycosphingolipid biosynthetic process; carbohydrate metabolic process. NCBI's taxonomy places the organism in Eukaryota, Metazoa, Arthropoda, Malacostraca, Amphipoda, Hyalellidae. The record is from RefSeq and is a predicted model, not a curated record. Gene Ontology annotation, molecular function: N-acetyl-beta-glucosaminyl-derivative 4-beta-N-acetylgalactosaminyltransferase activity. The transcript is spliced from 7 exons.
AGACGUUUAAUUAUUGCGAUGUUGUUGCUGGUGUUGGCAAGCACUCUGCUCUACUUCAGCUCAGCUCCUACGGAUUUCUUAAAAUCCUGCUGCACUCCGUCAGUCGAGACAAUCAGUGAACAGCCUCAUACAAAGGAACAAAACUCGGAUCGCGGCAGUGAUAAGAAUGCUCUCUCGCCAUCAAGCGAUACUCUCGGUGACCAGACAGCAAGACUCAAGAACGUCAAUAACAACAGCAACCACACCAUAUACACUCAAAUCACUAGCAUAAAUGGCAUGGACAAUCAACGCAGCAUCAACAGUAGUGAAAGCCCUAAAUCUGAAGGAGACUUAGAUAAAAUAAGCAAUAACAAGUUGAGCAACAUGACAGGCGAGAAGGCAAACUUGAGCUCAGUGAGCGGUGAGCCGUUGCACUGCCCAACUAUGCCUCCAAACCUUGAAGGACCAGUCGCUGUGAACACUUCUUCAGCCGAUCUUGCGGCCGAGCAGCGGCGGCACCCCGAGCUGCUGCCUGGGGGCCGUUGGCGGCCAGCACAGUGCCGGGCACGGCAGAAGGUGGCCGUCAUCGUACCAUACAGAUCACGCGCUUCUCAACUGCCAAUAUUCCUGCGCCACAUGCACCCGUUCCUGCAGAAGCAGCAGCUCGACUACGGCAUCUUCGUCGUGGAACAGGCAGGUAAAAGAGAGUUCAACCGUGCAACACUUCUGAACAUUGGGGCGCUGGAGAGCAUGAAGCUGUACCCCUACGACUGUUUCAUCUUCCACGACAUCGACCUGCUGCCUGAAGACGACCGCAACUUGUACGCCUGCCGUGAGCAACCUCUGCAUCUGAGUGUCGCUUACGACACCUUCAACUACAAACUGCCGUACGAAACUUUUUUCGGUGGUGCCAACGCAAUCUCUGUGGGCCACUUCCGGCAAUUAAACGGCUUCAGCAACAAGUUCUGGGGCUGGGGCGGGGAAGAUGAUGACAUGGCCAACCGCAUUAAACACCAUGGGCUGUCCAUCUCCCGUAACCCCGCCGACAUUGCGCGCUACACUAUGAUCAAGCACAAGAAGGAGAAACGCAGCCCUCUGAGGAGCAAAAUGGUAAGGGAGGGCCCGAGUCGCUUCACCUCAGAUGGACUCAACUCUUUGCAGUACCGCGUGCUGGACAUGCAGCUGCUCAGGCUAUACACGUGGAUCCAUGCUGAGCCUUUAAAUAAAUAACGGCUAGCUUUAGCAUAUUGAGUUUUUUCUUUACCUAU